CUACAUUAAACUUGAAGAAAACAUUUUUGUUUUAUACAGUAUUCUUUUCUUUAUCUCUUUCUAUGACAUUACAAACUUAUUAGAAUUGAGUCAUCUAUUUUUCAUAGUAAAGUAAAAUAUACAAAAUUAUUGAUACAAUAAACUUUUUUUGAUUGAUUGACGGCGAGUAUGUCGGUCACUGCACUAGAUUCUGAAAUUACGAAAAGUGAUAAAUAUUCAAUUUUAUUGCCCACUUACAAUGAAAGGGAGAAUUUGCCAAUAAUAAUAUGGUUGAUUAUUAAGUAUUUAGACAACAGCGGUUAUGAUUACGAAGUAAUUGUGAUCGACGAUGGAAGUCCAGACGGUACUUUGGAAGUCGCGAAGCAACUUCAAAAGAUCUACGGAUCCAAUAAAAUAGUGUUACGCCCUCGUGAGAAAAAAUUGGGUUUGGGCACAGCUUACAUACACGGUAUAAAACAUGCGACCGGCAAUUUUAUAAUUAUAAUGGACGCUGAUUUGAGCCAUCAUCCCAAAUUCAUCCCAAAAUUCAUAGAACUGCAACGGGAGCAUGACUAUGAUUUAGUAUCAGGCACACGGUAUAACAAUGGGGGCGGUGUACACGGUUGGGACUUCAAGAGGAAGCUUAUAUCACGUGGCGCCAACUUCCUAACUCAGAUACUGCUCAGGCCGGGUGCAUCUGAUCUAACUGGGUCAUUCAGAUUGUACAAGAAGGAUGUCCUUCAGAAGUUGGUGGAUUGCUGUGUGUCCAAGGGCUAUGUCUUCCAAAUGGAAAUGAUAAUUCGGGCCAGACAACUGGAUUUUACAAUAGGAGAAGUGCCAAUAACAUUUGUCGACCGCGUCUAUGGCGAGUCCAAGCUCGGCGGCUCAGAGAUCUUCCAGUUUGCUAAAGCGUUGCUGUAUCUUUUUGCCACUACGUAACUGAAAUCCACACAAUUAAACCUUUCGAUAGAUUUACACACAUCUGUCAUGUACACAUAUGAGAUAGAACGAGACCGCAACAUCUGAUAUCUUGUUAUUUUCAUGUGCGCAUAAUGAAAACGUAUUUGAAUGAAUGAACGAAUGAAAAGUUUUACUUUCAAAUAAUGAUACAGAUUAUAAAGAUUAACAAUAUGUACACAAGCAAAAUGAAUACUUAAUUAUGUAAAAGCAAGAUAAAGAGGAAACAAUGGGCGGCCUUAUCGCUAAAUAGCCAUCUUUUCCAAGCAACAAUAUAAAUAAAUGUAUACUUUGCAAUUUUAACAAACUUGUAAUAAUAAAUUUUACUUGUCUAAGAAUAUUGCUCUUGUAUAUUCACUUUACUGCUUAUUCUAAUAGCCGCCAUGAAUAUUCUGAUGUGUAUACAGUUCACCCAGCAGUGGAUAUAAAAAAUGGAUUCAUUAAAAAAAUAGCUCAUUAAUAAAAAUAGGCAAGUGCAAUUAUAACUGUUGUAUCAAAAAGGAUUUAAUCCUGUUAAUAUUAUUAAAAAAAAACUUCAACAAUUUUUAUAAAAUUAUAAUUAAUUUUAUUAAAUUUUAUUAAUUUUAAUAUCUAUCCUUUUUUGCCAUUAAGACAUUUUCAAAUGUGUUUUUUUCUCAGUGCAUCAAUUUAAAGAAUUCUGAGAUUUAUAGAAUUAAAUCAUUGCCCCAGUACUAAUUUUGAUUGAAGAUUGAAUUGAUUAGUUUUUUUUUUUUUUGAUAUUAAGCAUUUAUAAUGUCAAUAUUUUGAGAUGUAAAGUUGUACAUAUUUUUUAAUUAUUGUUAUUCUUCCGUUGAAUAUACAAGAAUAGCUUAUUUUUCAUUUACAUUAACGCAAGAAAAGACAUUAUGUAAUAAUUUUAUUUUUAAAUAUAUAAUGAAGUGAUAGGGGAUAGUUUUAUACAGUGUAUAAUCAGAAAGCUGGUGAUCUUUUUAUUACAAAUAUUAUUCUUUUCUUUACUAACCAAAAUACAUAUCUGAUAUUGUUUUAUGGUCACAAAGAUAUGUACAAGUAAUAUUUUCAAAAUUAAAUGUGAUAAUAACCACGAGCUUUCCGAUUAUAGAUGAAUGUGUGGAGACUGUUAAUAUAUAUAAUUUAUAAUUGUCACAUUAACAAAUAUUUAAUAAAUGAUUGUUUUAUAUUUUGAAAA
This is a messenger RNA of Galleria mellonella (greater wax moth), 2104 nucleotides long. It is a transcript of the gene Dpm1, whose product is annotated as dolichol-phosphate mannosyltransferase subunit 1. Gene Ontology annotation, cellular component: endoplasmic reticulum membrane. Gene Ontology annotation, molecular function: dolichyl-phosphate beta-D-mannosyltransferase activity. Bases 169 to 918 code for a protein of 249 amino acids. The transcript has 5 exons. Gene Ontology annotation, biological process: protein O-linked glycosylation via mannose; GPI anchor biosynthetic process. NCBI's taxonomy places the organism in Eukaryota, Metazoa, Arthropoda, Insecta, Lepidoptera, Pyralidae. The record is from RefSeq and is a predicted model, not a curated record.